Messenger RNA from Naegleria gruberi, 486 nucleotides. RefSeq lists its product as uncharacterized. The record is from RefSeq and is a predicted model, not a curated record. The transcript has a single exon. NCBI's taxonomy places the organism in Eukaryota, Heterolobosea, Eutetramitea, Acrasida, Naegleriidae. Bases 1 to 486 code for a protein of 161 amino acids. Gene Ontology annotation, molecular function: DNA binding; zinc ion binding.
AUGUCCCUCUGCAAAGACAAUUGUGGUUUCUACGGCAAUGACAAUUACGAAGGUUAUUGUUCAACAUGCUAUCGAAAGAGAAAUGCAAAACCAGGUGAUGAUCAAUCAUCGUUAUCGGUAAUUAAUUCUACUCCAGUUUAUACUCCACCAAUGCCAUCUUUCUCCUCCGAUGAGGAAUUGGCUGUUUUUAUCAAAUUGAUCAGUAAUAUGCCAGAGAUAACUUCUGGAAAGAUUGAUAAUGUGUUGCAGACUUUGAAUGUUUAUUUCACUGAGAAGCAGGCAAGAGAAUUGUUGACUGCUAUUGGAAAGGUCACCUUGGAUGGAAAUAAUUUCAUUUAUCAUCAUGCUGUGUAUUGUAGAGUGGUGGAUCGUUAUAAUUUACAAGAAUGUUUUGGAGCUGAAGGAUAUUAUUAUGUUGCACGAGGAAAGAAACCUCAAGAUGAUUACAAAGUAUGGGAUCAUCAACAUUCAUUCUUGAAACAUUAA